Paraglomus brasilianum is the source of this 2001-nucleotide messenger RNA. The record is from the annotation of a GenBank genome assembly. Lineage: Eukaryota; Fungi; Glomeromycota; Glomeromycetes; Paraglomerales; Paraglomeraceae.
AUGUCUCUGAAUAAUCUGGCGCUAGAGCUUAAAGUGGCAAUUAUUCUCCACUUGAGAAAUCCUACGUCUCUUGCCAAGUGUUCGCAUGAAUGGAAUAAUAUCGUGAAUUUACCUUCAACAAAAUCCAAGUGGCUGAUCGGCAGACACGGAAGAACCCAUGCAUUGUUUCACGCAGUAAGAAUGGGUGAACCUUUUAUUAAUCUUGAUGUGGUCGAAUGUCUAUUUGCGCAGAAAGCGCACAUCAGUCGAUACUUUAUCCAAAGACUGGUGCUCGGAUUUGGCAAGUAUGACAGCAGGCUUAUCGAUCUUAAACUGACGCAUAACAUGGGUACUCUCGAUCCAGAUCGAAAAAAAUCUAUUCAAAAUAAAAUUCGAAGUCCCUGGGCAAGCAAUCUUUCCUUUGAUGUUUUCUCCCGAAUUCUCAAAGAGGGUCAUGAUCGGUUUGACGGGAAUGAUAUUCCUGUCAGAGGAAAUGACAUGGAGUCCUUUUAUUACUUAUCGGCUGGUCCAUUGGUUAUUAGUCAAGCGAGAACCAAAUUGAAGGAAAACAAAAAGGAGAUCAAAACGCUGAUUCGGAGAUACAAGUUUGCUCCUUUCCCUCCGAGACCGAAAAUCCGAAAGCAUAUUCUCGAGAAGAGAGAUGACGGGAAUAUUGGACUGAAGCCACAUUCCGAUACAGAGUCAGAGUCACGUACUGCUAAUUUUGAUGACUACCCGCCAUCCGAUGGGUAUGAGAACGUGAGGCAACUGAACGUCAUUGCACGCGCUAUUCUCAUCUAUCCCAAAUUAGUUGAAGCCUGGAAGAAAAACGGGUAUCACGAGAUUGUUAACGAUGUGAACGAUCUGGUUAUGCAAGGAUCGUUACUCAUCCUUUAUCCCCCAAGUCCUUCCGAAGAUUGGGUUAAACCAGGUUUGGAUCAAGUCGUUGAUAAACUAAACAGUCUGAUAUUGCUUGGAUUCGAACUGACGGAUGCCUUGAUCGGAGACGCUCUAAUCUUAUUCGAGCAUAGAUUAAAAGACAUAGGAGAAAUACUGAUUGAUGCAUUUGCCGUCGUUCGCAAUCUGCAUAAAAGGCAAAUUAUCUCGAUCUGUUUGACGGAAUUGUUGAAUCCUGACAGGAAUCUCAAGCGACAUGAUCUACUCGAUUUUAUAGUCAAUGAAAUCGAGAAACCUGAAGAGGAAAUUUUAUCCGUUUUUAAGAAAUACGAAAUCGUCCAUUCUGUAAAAAUUUAUUGUGAAGCUUUUACUAAAUUUAGUACGGGUAAAGAAGCUCUUACUAAAUUUAGUACGGGUAGCACGGAUAUCGUUGCAAACAAGAGUCUGUCUAUUUUCCAGCCAUUUACGUACCUGAAAUACUCGCCCAUAGUAUAUCGAUAUACCAUAGUCAAAUUUGGCGCUCAGUCGAAAGCGGCUAAACAUCUGAUGAAUGAAGUAACGUCUGUUAGAAUUGCAAUCACCCUAAUGACUGAGAUUCCAUCUCAACAAGUGCCAUCGGAUCUCACGAGUUUGCGCUGGCCAGAUUCAAUUACUAUCUUCAAUGAAUACUACAAAGCGAAAGUUCCUCUCAAGGCAAAAUUUUUGCCUUUAUUCGAAAAAUGUCAAAGCGAUUCCGUAAUGAAAUGUUUGUUUGAUGGUUACCUAGCAAAGUUGUUUGGAUUUAAAGUCGAUUAUCAGCCACCAAGAACGGUUCGUGUUCCGGUUUUGAGCUCAGUUGAUCCAGUCAUGCAAAGGACUUCUAAAAAGCGAAAGGCUAAUACCAAGGAGGCAAAGAAAGAGAAAGAGGAAUUACAACAAAAAUGGCGUGAACAAUUAUUCGAGUAUCUGAACAAAGAAAUUGAAAACUGGAAAUUUAAAGAAGCUCUACAAAAAUUUAUGCCACGUACAGACAAGUCCAUGCAAGAAGAAGAGGAUUCUGGUGGCACACAGUCAAAGCGUGUGAGAGUCGCGGGAAGCAAUCCGUUAAACGUGGUAAUUGAGAAGCAACACGACACACACAAAUAA